Messenger RNA from Spirometra erinaceieuropaei, 3532 nucleotides. The record is from the annotation of a GenBank genome assembly. NCBI's taxonomy places the organism in Eukaryota, Metazoa, Platyhelminthes, Cestoda, Diphyllobothriidea, Diphyllobothriidae.
AUGGGCCUAUUCGGUCACAUGCGCAUCCACGAGAGCGGAAUUGACCACAAUUCCGACAUAACCACCACAUCCAACACAUCCACCAUGCCCAGCACCACCCCUGCUCCAUCGCCAUACGCGCCCAUCACCACUGCCUCCUCUACAGCUGACACCGACUCCACCGACCUCUCAUGCCCACACUGCCCACGCACGUUCACCUCACACAUCGGCCUGGUCGGUCACUUGCAAAUCCAUCGCACAGAGACUGGCGAACCAGUGCCUGGAGCACCAACCUACACCCAUCACGCUCGUCUCAACUGCCCACACUUCCCUCGCACUUUCAGGCAUCGCAUGGGCCUAUUCGGACACAUGCGCAUCCACGAUGACCUGCGGUAGACAACCGCCGGUUACACCACACAUCCACACACUCCCUACCUUCCUCCACCAUCACCACCACACAUCAACACGCACCCAACUGCCACCUCCCACGCAAGUGGGAAGUCCGCAUCUCGACUCGGUCCCCAUGAGGCUUCGGCUGCACGGGUGACUUGAGUCCGAGACUAUCCCGACACGUCGAGCGUCGUGGAUAGGAAGGUUGCUGAUUGACGCCCGCUCUCGGCUCACGCAGUUCGUCGCGUUGUGUGUGUGUGUGUUGUGUGGAGUGGCGGACUGGUGGGCUGAGGACGGGCUGAAGCUGCACCUUCCACGGCUCUCUCACGCAAGUGAGAGACACGCCGUUCAAUCAACCCGCGUUGUGUGAAAUCCUGGUGUUUGUGUGUGUAUCGGGGGCCAGGUCGUGCCGUGGCGCGCGCAGUCAUGGCCAGUCGACCAUGACAGCCACCGCGCCCACUCCCCACUCCAGUCUGCUGACCGGCUCGGACAGCGGCUGGGGUGUGGGAGUGGGUAGCGAGAGUGAGGUCGACGACUCAGCGCACUUUCUCCUCACUAUAAACAAUCUGACGCGCUUGAAGCUAUCACGGUGCGCUAAAAGCCGUGGCUUGGAAGGUUGCCAACUGACGGGGUAACUUGGACCUCCUCCUUGACUGGAGGCGGUCUGAGAGUCAGGCUGCAAUGGCUCCUUUUUAAUGUGGCCUUUAUGGCACUCCCACCACAGUGUGGGAUCCGAGCCAGGCGUUGGCGGUACGCCUAGGUGCGGCUUCGGCCGUGCCAGCCUCCAAAUCUCUCUUGUGUUGGUUGAAAUCCUGGUUAUUGUUGUGUGGACCAGGGGGUGUGGUGGAACGCCAAGGUGAGGAUCCGUCCGAGCCAUCCACCUGCGGCCUCCCUCGUCUCCGGUCUUCUGGACUCUGUCUUGACACCGGGGGCGGGCGAAUGAGGAGGAGAGAGUGUAGGUAGAUGCUACGCAAGUCUACUGGCACUAUAAACCCCUGUGUAAGUCACCGUCCCUGCUCCCACUGCUGCUGCAACUGUGGGGCACACGGUGGACAUCAUCGAAACCGAUGGUCGAACUGUCAGGAAGGAUACAUAUUCUCGCAUCAUAUUUUAACACAAACCUUGAACUUAACCCUAAGCUUAACUCUAACCACCAUUUUAAUUAUAAUCUUAACGCUAGCCAUGGCUACAAGUUUAACCUUAAACUUAACCCUAAAUGCGAUCUGCCCGGAAUUUAGCUCAUCGUCACCUGUGUUAUGGGGUUAACCAUUCUUGAGAAUGGGAAACACCGUAUUAGUCGUACAAAAUCGUGUUCGACUAAUACAUAAGAUAAGCCGGUACAUGUAAUUUCAACGCCUUCGCAUGAGACAACUUAACUGCAACCUGUUGUAGACUUCAGUAUUCUCCGGAACCAGGACUUAUUUCUAUAAUCCAAUGACUUAUUUGAAUGUAGAGACAAGGUCCGCCUAUGGGCUGAAGACCAAACACGAGUGUUUGCGCCUAGUCAAAAGGAGCUCAUUUUCGUGGUUGGAGUUAUUGGCAGACGAUAGUAUUAAAACCCAUGUCAUGAAUGUCUUGGCGUCACAAGUUACGCUACAAGCAGCACGGGUAUUACCCAAAAGCCUAGACACGCGUGUUUCGCCAACAUUCUGCCGUUGCAUGGCACAGCUGUGAGGGGUUCGGCUCACCAGACGUCCUCUAGCAUAACCCGUCUGUUUUAGGCAUUCUUGUUUUGUUCCUAUUGACCCAACUGUGAAAAACUCGGCGCCUCGGUGGGAUUCGAACCCACGCAGUAAGGGGAAGGCUAUAGCGCAGCCAACGCUCUAACCACCUGAGCUACGAGGCCCCGCCGGACGACGCGAGUUUAAUCACAUUUGGGUCAAGUUACCCGCCCAACCUACUGCAACGUCUGGAAUCCACCAAAUCUGAUACAGUAAGUUGACUGCCCCAGCAGGAUUUCCUAAGUAAUUCACCUAGAAUCCACCAGAUGACUACCAGGCUCGCGUAAUUCAUUGAUGUUUUGGCAGAUUUUUGGGUCAAUAGGAAUAAUUCAAAAAUCUGCCAAAACAUCAAUGAAUUACGCGAGCCUGGUAGUCAUCUGGUGGAUUCUAGGUGAAUUACUUAGGAAAUCCUGCUUGGGCAGUCAACUUACUGCAUCAGCUUUGGUGGAUUCCAGACGUUGCAGUAGGUUGGGCGGGUAACUUGACCCAAAUGUGAUUAAACUCGCGUCGUCCGGCGGGGCCUCGUAGCUCAGGUGGUUAGAGCGUUGGCUGCGCUAAAGCCUUCCCCUUACUGCGUGGGUUCGAAUCCCACCGAGGCGCCGAGUUUUUCACAGUUGGGUCAAUAGGAAUAAUUCAAAAAUCUGCCAAAACAUCAAUGAAUUCUUGUUUUGCUAAUAGAAACGAAGAGGCAAGUUCCAGGAAGUAGUCGCGAGAAAGGAGACACGAUCGCUGGAACAAGAACUUUAUUAACCUAGCUCUGAUCUUCCGCGCAUUGGCACUCUCACUUCGAGAGAUCAGUUUUACGCCACGCGCAUCUCCUCCAUGGGGAUGCCGCCGCCUUUUUGCUCUACAUUUAAGUGGCCCCUCCUUUUGCAUGCAAAUAUGCCUUCUUUUAGAAUAAUUUUCCACCAGAACGUAGGUCAUCGCCUAAGUUAUCGGCACUUAAAUCGACAACGGAGGUGAGGACCUGGUCUACACCUGUCCUCAUUGAGUUUACACCUUCACCUUACACAUCUGUCUGGUCGGUCACUUGCGGAUCCAUUGCACAGAGGCUGCCGAACCUACACCCGUCACAUUCGUCUCUACUGCCCACAAUGCCAUCGUACAUUCAUGCACCGCAUGAACCUAUUCGGCCUCAUGCGUAUUCACGAGAGCGAAAUUGACCGCAAUCUCGACACACUUAACGCAUCUAGCUACCUGCCAUGCCUAGCCCCGCCCUCACUCCGCCAUCGUGUGCGCCUACCGCCACCAGCUCCAUCACACCCGCUGCAUCCUCCACACCCACCACCUUCAACCCUACUCACACCCCGUCGCCCGUCGCCCAGCGCCCACCACCACCACCACCACCGAAGCUGAUACUGACACCCCCGAUUUCUCAUGUCCACGCUGUCCCGCACAUCCAUCUCGCGCAUCGGCCUGAUCAGUCACUUGCGACUCCAUAG